Molecule: messenger RNA, 426 nt
Organism: Haliotis rubra (blacklip abalone)
Lineage: Eukaryota; Metazoa; Mollusca; Gastropoda; Lepetellida; Haliotidae
Product: protein qua-1-like
Exons: 1
Coding region: 1-426 (141 amino acids)
Source: RefSeq, a predicted model, not a curated record
AUGGAGGAAGGAAGGAAGGAAGGACGGAAGGAAGGAGGACCGGAAGGAAGAAGGAAUGGAGUGGAAGGGACCGGAGGAGGGAAGGAGGAAGGAGGAAGGGAGGAAGGAGUGGAGGAAAUGGAGGGACUGAAGGAGUGGAGGAUGAUGGAAUGGAGGAUGGAGUGGAAGGAGAGGAAGGAAGGAGUGGAGGGAGGAGGAAGGAGGACCGGACCGGGAAGGAAUGGAGUGGAGGAAGAAGGAGGGAAGGAGGACGGAGGGAGGAAUGGAGUGGAGGAAGGAAGAAAGGAGGAAAGAAGAGGACCGGAAGGAGCCGGAAGGAAGGAAGGACCGGAGGGAGAGUGGACGGAGGGAGAGGUGGAGAAUGGACCGGAGGAAUGGAAGUGGAGGAGGAAAGGAGGAGGACCGGAGGGAGGAAGGACCGAGUGA